Molecule: messenger RNA, 2205 nt
Organism: Leishmania braziliensis MHOM/BR/75/M2904
Lineage: Eukaryota; Euglenozoa; Kinetoplastea; Trypanosomatida; Trypanosomatidae
Product: 2,4-dienoyl-coa reductase-like protein
Exons: 1
Coding region: 1-2205 (734 amino acids)
Molecular function (GO): oxidoreductase activity; FMN binding
Source: RefSeq, a predicted model, not a curated record
AUGACAGCCACCCUUGCCUCCCCAGCCUCCAUGGUUGCCACCACCAGCGUGGCGGCGACGGCGGCUGCGUCACGGCUCUUCACACCACUUCGGGUUGGGCGGCAUAUUCAGCUGCCGAAUCGCUUCUACAUGCAGCCCAUUUACCUCAACAUGGAGAGUGAGCUCAAGUGGUACAGCGACGAGCACAUGGCCGCGAUGGCCGCCUUCUUUGGCGAACGGGCGCACUACGGCGCGAAACUGAUGGUGGUCGGCGGCCUCGGUACUUCGAGACUCGGCCGGUGGAAGAAGGAUGCGCUGAUGUUAGGCACCUUCGAUGCCGCCAAAGCGCUCUCGCGUGUGACGAGAGUUGUGCACAGCGAGGGCGGCUACGUGCUCGCCCAAGCCUUCCACGCAGGCCGCGCUGCCCGCAAGCGCCACUUUGUGUCGGCCACGUCGACACCGUCGCCGGUGCAGCCGGUGCGAAACACGCACCCGUACCGGAUACCCGCCUUCAUGGUGAACUACGUGGUGUCCGAGUACGAGCGGUUUGCGCGGCUGGCGGAGGAUGCUGGCUUUGACGGGGUCGAGAUCCCCGUCAGCGAGGGCAGCCUCCUCCACAACUUUCUCUCCUCCGCUGUAAACACGCGGAACGACGCCUUUGGCGGGUCGUUGGAGCGCCGACUCGAGGUGACGGUGCGAGUGCUCGAGACCAUCAAGAACUCCCUUGCGAACCCCGACCGCUUUGUCGUCUCACUGAGGCUGUGCCUGCACGAUCUGAAGCCCGGCGGCACGUCGAUGGCGGAGACGCUGCAGGUGGCCGAAGUACUUGCCAAGAGCGGCCGCAUCGACCUCUUGAACACGAGCGUCGGCAUGCACGACUCGCCAGUGCAGACGCUGUCGGCCUACGUGCCACAUGGCGCGUUUACGCGCUCCUGUCAGCUGCUGAAGGAGCGGCUGACGGAGGUUGGCGCGGUGGGUGUGCCUGUGGUUGCGUCGCACCGUCUGCACACGAUCCAGCUCUCCGAGAGCCUGCUUGAGAAGGGGGUGUGCGACAUGGUCGGCGUGGCGCGGCCGCUUCUCGCGGACCCGCAGUACAUCUCCAACGCAGCAGCGGGGCGCAGCGAGGACAGCAUCCCGUGUAUCGGGUGCAACCACUGCAUCAACCGACUCUACAAGCACCAGCGCAUCACGUGUGCGUUGAACCCCAUCACUGGCUACGAGCUCCAGCGUGGGUGGAAGCCUGCCAAGUACCGAAAGUCGGUCGCUGUUGUCGGAGCUGGCGCGGCAGGCGUGACGUGUGCGCUGACGCUGUGGCGCCGUGGCCAUGACGUCACACUUUUCGAAAAGGAGAGCGUCAUUGGUGGCCAGCUGAACCUUGCGAAGCGAGUGCCUGGCAAGGAGAACUACCAGGCAGUGCUGGAGUACUGGACGCGGCAGCUGCGGCAGUCCUCUAUCAACGUGCGCCUCAACACUGAAUUCACCCGCGAAGAGGUAGCUCGCAACCACCAGUUUUUCCACGCUGUUGUCAUGACACACGGUUCGGUGCCACGCCGCAUCUCGUCCCACGUCUUCCCCGGCGCAUCCGAGUGCCCGCUCGUCGUGCCCUUCCAUCGCAUCUUGGACGGCAGCGUCACGGCUGGUCGCCGCGUCGUCAUCGUCGGCAACGGCGCCAUCUCGCACGACGUCGCCUCCUUCUUGCUGCACGACCCCCGCGUCUCGCGCGAGAUCUCGCUGUACCUGGACGAGUGGGGCAUCAACCUCGAAGACGGCAGCUUGCUGGAAAGUCCGGAACAACGGAUGCCGCGCAACAACCGUGUGGUCACCAUCUUCAACAAGGCGGACAAGGAUGCGGACCUUUCGCGAGGUUGGGGCUGGACGCAGAAGCUGUGGAUCAAACACCACGAGAGCACCGUGGUGAAGCACGGCAUGAUCGAGAACUUUGACGCCAAUGGGGUGCACAUCUCCAUACUGCCACCGGACAGCCGCAAGCUCUUCGUGCCGUGCGAUACCGUCGUGUGGUGUAUUGGCAUGCUGCCGAACAUCACCUAUGGCACGUGGAUUUACGAGUGGAUGAAGGACGGCGCGAAGGUGCGGGGCGAAAUGGUCGGUGACUUUAGCCUCUACACGGCCGGCUCGUGCCGCGACAGCUACACCGGCGACGGACACGGUGAAGAGGACCUUCUGCAAUGCGUCCACGAGGGGUACGAAAUUGGCUACAAAAUAUGA